AUGAUGGAGGUGGAGGCGGAGAGCUGUUGGCCAAGGCUGCUCCUCCUGCUCUGUUUCAUGACUCUGCACAGCUCGGCCAUCGAUACCGGUGAGAUUGACACGCUUAAGACUCUAAGUACAUUGAAAACUAACAUCUGAUAACAGAAAAAGUGACGUACGCGAGGCAAGUGUACGCAAUUCAGGGUUUCUGCGCGUAAUGCUCACUGUGAGCUGCAGUUUGAUCUUUAUGUUUUCCCCUCAGACAAAAGGUAGUAGAACCCAGAUGUUGAAUUUGUUUAACUGCAUUGUGUAUAAAUUUGCUGACAGCUUCCCUUGAUCCAGAUCUGAAAAACAAGAGUUUGAAACUACUUUUGCCACUCUUUAGCAACUAUUGUAAACUACAAAAUAUUUAAGAGCAAUGGCAGCAUGAGAGAGUUCAAGUUGGAGCCCAAUUCUAUUGUUUUAUUUGUGCUUUUCAGAUUGAGUUAAGCAGUUCAAUACCUUCAUUUCUCCAAGGUUAAACACUGCACUGCAAUCUUUGCUGCUUGGUCCAGAAUAAACUGUCUUAUAGGUUAAGGUCUCAGUGUUUUUCAAGCUGCUGGAUUGUAACUUCAUCUCAGAGAAAUAUUUGGCUGUAGAUCCCAGAUUUUGAAAGGUCAAUACUCUGGGGACAAAUGUACCUCGGUCUUUCUCAAAAGGUUUGCAGCUGUGAUCCAAAAUAAAGCUAUAAAUGACCGCACUCUUUUCUUCUUCUGUCUGCACCAGUGCAAGUCAUCAAUAGUUAUUUGUGUUUUUUUUUUAAAUAAAUUAGUAUUGUCUUGAGCUUCAACAGUGGGUUAAACAAACAUUACAAUAAAUCAUAGCGCAUAUCUCAAUAAAAUGCUGGGAGCAACCUGCACAAUGUACAGAAAAUGUAACGACAGCAUCCUCAUGCCAAGUGUAUUGGAUAUCUGCGAGACGCUAUUUCAUUUCAGAUCUUCUGCACAUGUUCUUGGCCUCUUCCUCGUCUCUAGAGUGUCUUUUUGCAGUUUCUUAAAUUGUUGAAACUAGACCAAGCCAGUUUUUCCUGCUUUAAGUUAAAUCUUUUUCAUACGUACAUACCAGAUAUUUCUGCUUUUUUCCUGCACUCUGACUGUAAAACUUCAUGACAGUCAAAUAAAAAAUCAUUUUAAUAUUUUUACUUUGGACACUGAUCAACAAACUGACUAUUAAUCAAUACAGUUUCACAUUAAUAUCGACCAUUUCAUAUUGACUGUGUACUGUUACAGUCUAUUUGAUAUAUUUGUUUGUAUUGGAUUCAUUUUUUCUCCCAUGUGAUCCAAAAAUUAUUAAACUCAUUACGGCAUGUUCAAGAAGUAUCCUUCUCCUUCCAUCCAAAAAAAAUCAUUUUCAACAGACAGUUUCAAAAGACUCAUUUUUUUAGUGUCUCAGUCUUUAUUUGGAAAUAAAUAAUUUGAUUUAUUGUUAAUAUUUUUUGGAACAACAGGGCUGCUUAAAGUCUAAAUCCAACAGAAUGAAUGGUGAUGAUACCUGUGAUGCAAACUCUUAGUUAUGUGAUUUAUUUAUUAAGUCCUUUCACCUCCUAAAACAUUUUCUGAUUAUUUAUUUUUGAACCUUCAUUGGAUUAAAUGUUAUUAUCCCAUUGCUCUGGCUAUACACUGGUGUGAAAAACAAAGUAGCUGUGACCUCCAGUGUGGGAAAGUUGAGCCAUUAUAGGGGUGCAAAAAAGACGGUUCCCAAGAGUCCACCAGCGACCAACUCCAGAAGCAAAGAAACCUUCAUUAGGUCUCAUAAGAAGUUAAACAUGUGUGCAUCCAACAGCUGCAGAAUGUUAGAGUAUACACAAGAGAAUAAAAGCACACAGGUUAAAAUUUUGAAAUCUUGUAGGAUCAGAUUAGAAAUGUUUUUUUUUUUUGUUUUGUUUUUUUUAGUCAGGUAUGAGUGCACAUUCAAGUCCAGCUGGUUUAGUCCAUAUUCUCAAAGCAUGAGAUAUUAAGUAUUAAGGUAAUAUGUGCAAUUCUAUGAGUAACAACCAAAAAAAUUGCUUCAACUUAAAAAAUACAUGUUUUUAAAGCACAUAGAACCUACAUUUACACACUGUUGUUUAAUCACUAACCUGUUAGGUAUUUACUUGUGUUACACCGAUCACAUUUUCUUGUUCAAAAAUAAAAAAAUGUUGAAAUUCGAAACAUUUCAAAAAUGUGUCACAUCAACUGAGGUCCAACCUGACAGCACCAAGCUAAACAGGGUCAUGUCACCUGUUACAGUAGCAGAGGCAGACAUGGCUCUGUCGAUAAUCAUAAUUUAGUCAUCAGUAUCAUCCUUUCUGGAAAUGUUUCCUCUCAGUUUUAAGACUGAGUUCUGAUUCAGCAUGGAAUUCCUGGAAACAGCCCUCUACGAACCAUUUUAGUACUUCUUAUUGGUGCCAAAAAAUAGGCUGAUAAAUGUUAAAUGUAAUUCAUUUAUUUAAAAAAUAGUUAAUGAUGAUAAUCAAAAGAAGAGAUUGUGCCCCCUGGGUCAUUAAUAAUUUCAGCAUAACUUAACCCUCACUGAUGGUUCUUUUAACUGAGAACUAACAAAGUGUCAAAAUAAAAGCAUAUUUUUACAAUGUAGGAAACACAGCAAUCUAAUUACAAAAAAGACAAAAAACAUGUCAAAAUAAAAGCACAACAAACGAUAGUUUUAUCUCCUUCAAAGAAGUCUCUGCCACCAAUAACUGUGAACUUGAAAUACCGCCUGGAUGUAGCUGAGUGUGUAGGUUUGAGUGUGAGUGUGUGUUGAUUUCAGCACGUGUCAAAAAGAGUGCACAUCAGUGAGAGUGCGCAUGAUGGAGAGCUCAGUGUUGAGAUUUUGACCCAGUGAAGGCUGAAGUGACUGAUGAUGUGGAUAAAUCAUAAAUCUGAGCCUCCUAAAAAAUGGAUGAAGUUCCUGAAGUAAUGUGUUGAGUCACUUUUUUCUUGUGUUUAUAAAUUUGACAUAUUUUGUUUUGUUCUCAAGUUUUCUACAAAUAUAGGGAAAAUACUUUUACUCGGUUUUUAUAGCCAUCAUGAGGUGAAAAUCUGGUUUUCUGACAGCCUCAGUUUCGACAUACUCCAUGUGAUUUCUUCCAUAUGGCGCAGCUCUCCUGUGGUCCCCUUAGAAGAGUUAUUUGUUUUUCUAUACUGUGCUGUACAUAAAGCAUGUCUGCCUGAGUUUUAGUGUACAGUGAUUUAAAAGAAGCGUGUGUUGAGUCACCAUGUGAGGAGAACACAUGGAUGUACAGUAAGGCUGCUGCCCUUUUCCACACAAUACUCCCCCUGAGACAUUUGUCACUACAGUCUGUCAGCCAGGACCCUCGCUCUCUCUGCGCUCUGACUCUCCUCUUUCAGAUAAACUCCAUUUUACAGCAAACGUGUUUAAAAAGAGUUGACUUUUCGGCCUGUAGUAAUCUUUACAGGGGACUCGCUGUCCUCUGGUCAUAGGUGUUUUGGAUGGUAUCCCCCCGAGGUUUUUUAUUUUCUAACUCAGUGCAGAGGGGCUGAGCCGUUUCCCACCAACAGGGGCUCCGGGGCUUUAGGACAUUCCUGGAGGUCAGAGCGGGAGGAUCUGGUUGUCUCCUAGGGAAACCGAGCUAAUAAACUCCAGGGGUGGUCGUAAAUUUUCUCAUUAUUUGGCCUGCAGCCCAGAGGCAGGGGGUGGUGGGCGGCUGGGUGGGGGAUGCUGAUGCCGGAUCUGCCCACCCAUCUGUCCUGCUGUGGAUGAGUUUCAGCCCCUUCGUAUACAAUGAAUGUGCUUAUCACACAGACCAAGUUUACACAGACGUGAACCAGGAUGAUAAGAAACAUACAGAACAUUAUACAUUUUCAGAUCAAUUGUUAAGUUACUGUAGGCUGUACUCUGUUGUGUGUUGAAAGCUCUAUAAAUGAUUACGUUUGUGUAAGACCAUGAUUUAAAAGCACUCAGAGUCGAUCAAAUUAGUAUUUUAAAUUCAUUUUUGUGGAUAACUGUCAUUAUGCCAAAACAAUAAGUAAUACAUAUUGAUAAUUAGUCUUUGAGUCAAGAGGACUUAUGUAUUUGUAUGUGACUUCCAGCACCGCUCUGACUCUUGCCAUGUCCAGAAAUACUUGCACUAUACCGUUAUCAUGGCAUGUACCCAGGGUGAAGGGGAAAGAGAAUAUAACAAGCCGGUGAGGACCUUCUCGGACUGGAGUGGCAUGAACCAUCUCACCAAGACCAAGGAAAUGGUCAUUGACUUCCAAAGAUCAAAGCUCACACCCCUUCUGCCAGUCAGCAUUGGGGGAGUAGACAUCGAGGUGGUGGAAUCAUACCGCUAGUUAGGUGUCCACCUGGACAACAGGCUGGACUGGUCUGCUGAUGUUGAUGCCGUCAGAGUCGCUUCCACUUCAUUCGCAGGCUACGGUUGUUCAGCGUUUGCACUGACAUGCUGUAUAUGUUUUAUGAAUCUGUGGUGGAGAGCUCCCUGCUAUAUGCUUCUGUCUGCUGGAGAGGAAGCCUCAUAGACAGGUACGGGAGACGGCUGAACAAGCGAAUCCGCAAAGCAGGUUCAAUGCUUGGCAGGAGCAUGGACUCUGUGGGGACUGCUGGGAGAGACGAGCCUCGAGCAAGAUGCAGGGCAUAUUAGACUGUGUGAACCGUCCCCUGCACUGCAUCUUGGCUGGUCAGGAAAGCAGCCACAGUCGCCAUCGUCUUCUGUCACUAAAGUGCAACUGAGAGGUUCAAGAGGUCCCUCAUCCCAACAGCCAUCAGACUCUUCAACUCCUCAAUGGGGGGAGGUAGCACUCAGCCUAUGUCCUCAUCUUAGGUCUUAGCUCAUGUCUCCCACUACAUCUGCACACUCUCCUGCAUUUUUUGGCACUUUUGCACUUUUCCUACCAUGUGCGGUAGUUAUGCAUUGUUUGUUUUUAUUUGUCUUUUAUUUGAUUUUUUAUGCUACUUUUAGACAUAGUUAUCUGUCCUUUUUGAUGUGUCUGUGGGGUGCUGUGUCUUGGCCAGUGGACAUCUAUCUAUCCAUCCAUCCAUCCAUCCAUCUUCGGGAGCUCUGGGUCAGGGACCUACUGUGGACUGAGGUCUUGAGGACCGGUCGAGUCUUGAAGACCAGGGCUGAGUGCUGGGGAGCUCAGGGUCUGAAAGUGUGUGACUUGGGUUUGAAAUUAUGGUUUUCAUUAAUAAUUAGGGCAAAUAUGGAACAGACAAAAAAAUGUUGUUUGUCUUAUUGAUUUUAAGUUGUUUUAAUUUCUUUUUCCAUUUCCAAUAUAUUUCCUUGCAUCUGUAAAGCACUUUUAGCUGCCUUGUGUAUGAAUGGUGCUAUACAAAUAAACUUGCCUUGUCUUAUACGUGCUUCAGAUUACCGCAUUGACCCAUGGCUCUUCUAAGCACUUAAUCAGUCAUUUCUAGAAUUAUACAUCUGUCUGGAUUGUGUUAAGUACUGUGCUUUGUGACAUUUUUCUCCAUAGUGAUUCUGCUGGAGUUCCCCUGCUCCUCUUUUUGUAGUGUCUUGUGAUAACUUGGGUCAUUAUUUGGGGCUGUACACAUAAUAACUGGUUGACUCAUUAAUGAUGUGAUCACCUGUAGUGUAGAGUUCGGCUGUUUUAUUACAGAAAUGUUCCAUAUUUCAGAUUUUCCCUGUUGUCUUUUUCAUGUCAGUGAAUGUGGUGGACUUCUGCGGUCAGACGAUCCGGGGUGACGGCAUGAUCGUCAACUCUCAUCAAGAGUCCAAGAAGUAUUACUUUGUUGCCACAACAACCGACUGCCACCUCACCAUGCAGGCCAGUUCCCCCAAAGACAAGGUCCAGUUCCACUUCCGCUUCUUCUUAGUCUACAGUCUGCUGCGAGUGGCCCCUCUGAGCCCCGCCCCUGUCAUCCCAGAGUCCCCUCGUGGCUCCGCCCCUUUGAACCCCAGACUUGAGCCCACCUCUGGUGAGAGCUUUGAUGACCCGUGUCACGCCGGUUCAUAUGUCCAGUUCUAUGAUGGACGGGACAAAAACUCUCCUCCCCUCGGGCCUCCUCUCUGUGGGAAGAGCCCGCCACGACCUGUCCUGUCCACAGGAAACUACCUGACCCUGAGACUGGUCACCCGGGGAACUCAGCCCAGAGUGGACUUUGUGGGGGACUUUACCUCCUUCAGACUGGGUAAGAAAUAUAAAUAUGUGAUUUUGUUUUUAUCCACUGAUGUGUUACCUUUGAAAAGUAUAUAAUGAAAAAUCAUUUCAAAGAUCUAAUUUAAGGUUCCUUAUCUUGUCAAGGUUUGUAAGAGUUCAUAUGGAGCAAUCCCAGCCCACAUUGUCUAGUGCCAUGAAAUUUUAGGGUGGGUCUGAUGUGCUUUUAAAGACCGGUUUAUCACAGAGUUUUUAGGGACUGGCUGUGGUUUAAUAAUCCUGUUGUCUUUUAAGUAAAGUACUGUAUUUUGGCAUGGGGCAGGGGAAUUGGUUCUCAAGACUUUUGUAAUUCUACUUUACAUGAGUAGAGCUACAGGGAGUAAAUAUUUCAGUAUCUAGAUUGAUGAUAAACUAGUGUUUAAACAUCGUACAAAUAGACCAUUUAACCACCAACCAAGUCCCAAAAAAUCUACAUUUUUCUUUUUUUUGCAAUGCACCAUAAAAAUAAAGACUUUGGUCCCCCUUUGUGUUUUUAAGUCUGUCAUCAAGACUUAAACUACUUCUGAUAAUAACUGUUAAAGUUAAUUGUUUAAUACUUUGUAUUUUCUGUCCUGUUAACUGGUCUUCUCUUUCUUGGACAACAUAAAUAAGAGUCGUCCUUCAAUGAUUUUCAAGUUGCAAUAAAAACAACAUGAUGUACAAUAAAUCUGUUUCUUCAGGUUUCAACCACUCAGAGUGCAGCAGCGAACCUUAUUUCACAUGCAGGAAUGGGAAGUGUAUCCCCCUUAGUCUGGUGUGUGAUGAAAAAGGUAUCGACAACUGUGGGGACGGAAGUGAUCUGGAAGAAAACCUGACCACAGGCUGCAAAGGUCAGUGUGAAGAUGAGAAGACACUGAAAUGAAUUGCUAUAUUGCCCCCUUGCUAUAUACUUAUAUAUAUGCAUAAUCAAAUAUAUCAUACUGUCUUUUUCGCUGAAGCACCCACAGAAUCGCACAACUAAGGCUUGAAAACUUGAGCUUAAAACUUUUUAAAACCUGGAUGUUAGCUCUGUUAUUUUAGUUCAUUGUUGGGGGCUUUUUUUUUACGUUUCCAUUCAACUGAUGACCUGAACUUAUUUUGCUUUUCAGAAGGUCAGCUUUUACCUCCUGAACCUCUACCAGCGUUACCAACCCAACCUCCACCAGUUGUGACUCCACCCACUGUGCAGAUGGCUUCACAUAUGAACUGCGGCAUGCCGGACAGCACUCCCAGUCACGAGUCAGUAACAGGUGUGUCCUCUUGGACGUAAUCUUGUCUAAAUAGCUUGUAAGAACCAGCUGGAGCACCCAUCAACGCGUAAUGUCCAGUGGUCUUAUCCUGCAGGCAGUUUGUUGUGAAACGAGUCGCCAAGUACUCAUUUGGAUGCAAAGCGUCCUGAUGAGCAGGCGUAAAACUAAUAGAGACCGCCAUUGAGUUGUUCAUUCCUGCUAAAGACCCGUAAACCAAUAAAAGUCGAUGGAUUGUCAGGACGGAGAGCAGCCUUUUGAGUGAUCUGUCUCUAUUCCAGUGUCAGAGGAGCAAACAGAGACCGACUGAGUCAGACUGACAGAGUCUGAUUGCUUUUAAGACUCUGCCAACUUUCCUUUAACAAAACAGCUUUUCUUUUCUUCUGACUGAUCGAGAGAGAGCCUGAGGAGAGGAAUCACAUUCAUCUGCUGAGCAAAUUGCCAAAUGUCUAUUAGCUGAGAUCCAACAGUGUGUCCUCGAGAGCCUGGUGGGGGUGAGGCACCACAGGCCGGAUUAGCAGACAUAUUCAAUCUUCACAAAAGCCGUUCAUACUUGAAAUCCCACUUGAAAUGCGGGUUUGCUCCAGACAAAACAAAACAAAUUACUGUACACUCUUGGUCUGAGUCGGAUUCUUUUGUCUACAAAUGUCUGUCGAUGUUGAAAGAAAAGAAAAAAGUUAUUGAAGAUGUGUAAAAAGAAAGUCUCUGUCUGAAAAAGCAAAAAGACACAAGACCUUUGGAACUUGUCUGCAUGGAUUUCUUAACGUUUUAAAAGUAUUUUGAGUCACAGGUGAUAAAGAAGUUGAGUGAAAUAACUGGAAUCCAAGAAAUAAGGACUACCCCUUUCAUCCUCGAGGAAAUCCAGUAGAAAGGUUUAAUCGUACUUUGCCGGACAUGCUGCGAACUGUGAAGGAUCAGGAAAAAACAACUCCCAUGUUAUGCAUACGAUUUAUCUGUUGGAGACCUGAAAAUAAAAACUGCCCUGUCAGAGCGUUAGACAGAGACCUUCUGCUUCCUUGUGGGAUCUUACCUCAAUCAAAAGUUUCACCUGCAAAGCAACCGUGUAGACCAAAACCACCCUCCACCCAAGGCCCACCUGAAAUCAGAACCUGAAAUUACAUCAUACUGGUAAAGUGGACUGGCAGACUUUAAACUCUCCAGAUUAACAACUGUAAUUGACAUCACAGAUGAUCCUGCUUCAGAUCUAACGGGGCACUCACACCAAGCGUGCGUAAAAUCAUCUACUCGCUUAAUUUGCACGAAACUAGACGCAUGAAUGAAAAGUAUUUACUUGCUUCAUAUGCGCGUCAACGGUAAUUUCAACAGUAAUCACUGCCAAUUUAACUAGCGGGAUCAAGUGAUAGAUAAAGGUUUUUUACAAUAUACCAGGUAAUCCGACCUCCUCACUCACUUGCCUCCAGGCAAGCUCCUUUUUAUUCCGGUUUCGGUAAUUGACGAUCAGUUUGUCCUCCGUUUUAGAUACCAGUGAACAACCAUCUGCUUUCAUGCAUCACCUUUGUGCUGAUUGGUUAUCGGGACGUGACUACCCGCUCAAGUUAAGACAUUUUCAGCUUGCCUAUCCUGCGUCAUUUGCGCCACCAGAGUAGUAGGGGUGUCUAAUUGCGUCUUUGCAUUGACUUUACAUGUAAUUCAGUCGCGCGAAUGAUAUUACUCUUACUUGGUGUGCGGGGACAGUAAGAACCCCGGAGCCCAACCAAAACAUUGAAGCCCAACAAGAAGCUGCAGACAUAAGAUAAUCAUGAGAGUUCAGACUUGCUUGGUAAUGCAGAGAUCACAAACUCACCUGAAAAUGACAGUCCUGAGGCCUUAAAACUCCAGUGUUCAACACAAUCCAGACACUGUUUCAUGGCUGAAGCACUGCUUUUGCCUAUGCUCUGAAAUCCUGAAAAUCUCCCCGUGUCACACUCCAGCUGUUACCCUACCCUGUUCAUUAUGGAAAACAAACAAACAAACAAACAAACAAACAAACCUGGCCCAGGUUUAUCCACACAAUUGGACCCAAAACCGCCCAACCUGGCACUUUCAUGAAUGUAUUCCCUGGGGGACUGGUACCAGAUGUCUCAUUAGUACAGAUGAAAAAAAUUUUUUUUCAGCAUCAAAUCUCCUCCAAUAGUUAGUAAGUCUCUCUCUGAGUGCUCUUUGACUCUCUGUCAACUAUGUGUCUGAGCCCAAAGCUUGGUGGCUUCCUCUAAAGUCGUAACUCUUCAUAACCCUCUGUCUAAAGUCUAAAAAAUGUGCAAGAGUAAGUUUGCAUUUUAAGAGAGUCAUUUCCAAGGGAAACACAUUUCCUCCUCGUUUGUAGUUGUAACACGCUUUUCUACAUUUGCGAUUUCAUGAAGACAGGUCCUUUUGUUAAAGCACCAGUCCUGACACUCAGAGCAGAGCCACUGUGGCUCACUAGAGAAGGAUGUUGUAAAAAGUUACGACUUGACUGUACUUUCUCCCUUCUUUUAUUUAGAUAGUAAGAAAUCAAAGUUGAGAGGGCGCCACUGGAAGGCAAACACAGAGGAGACGAGGUUCAGGAAAGAUUAGAUAUCAGGAGACGCAGAGUCUUUGGGAAUCUACUGAAAGAGCAUCAGUCAGUGAGCUAAAACCAUCACUGCACAUCAGAGGAACAAAAACUGAGAGAAAUAUUUUGGUUGAGCAUUUUUUCAUACUUUUCUAUGUAUUAAAACUGAUUUUAGCAAUAAAAUAAAGGAACUCAAACCAACUUUAUAAAUCCCCAGGCUGGCUAUGACAUUUGCCUUGUGCAAAACCUUUAUAUGACGCAGGCUUGUAUUAGAGGCAGGUUAUUAUUUCAAAUCCUUUUAGUCUAAAAGUUUGCAUAAAUUCAAAAGAGCCAUCGUGCAUUCUGUUAGUGCAUGCAAGGUGCAUUGCAAAAACAAAGCCACAAACAGUUAAAGUGUUCGUAACCAUCAUCACAAAAUUUCUCCUUUGCAUGACCUUGAAAUAAUAACGGCACACACAGUCUGUAUGUGGGGGGCUUUAGCCACAGGUAGACCUUUGAGUGCUUCAUAACUAGAUAACCUAACUUCAGGUCAACCCCUCUCGCCAAUGGUUACAGUGUGCCCACCUGUCAGUCAAGCCAUGCCAUGCCUCUGAUUUGCCGAUCAGGUAACCCAAAUACUUUUGAAACACACUGCAGCAUUUUUUGAAGAGGUCAAAGACUCUGGCAGGUUGACCAAAAGCGAGAUCGAGUCAGCAUUACCAAUAUGGUGACUAGGGUUGAGUAUCGUCUGAUUUUGAAUGACUGCAAUCAAUCAACUGCACAGAGAUAAAAGUUCACUCUUCCUGCUAAAGUUAGCCAAACUUUUGACCGCAGUGGCUGUGGGUUGCAAUGCACUCUCUCUCUCUCUCUGUCUCUCUUCUCUCUGUGUGUGGCUUCGUCUCAUAUGCUUCGUUCUCAUUGGUCUUGACGGCUUCUUCUUCGUUGUUGUUUGGCGGCUAUUUCUUCCGGUCGGCGGACUCCGGCAUCAAAACUUGGAAUCAAAAUUUUAAAAUUUGAACGAAUCCGGGAGAAUCGGAAUGUUAGUCCCGGUCCCCAUCGAUGCUCGAGACUCGAUGCCCAACCCUAAUGGUGACAGAUGUUGCUAGGCUUUAAAACUCUGCUUCACAUACAAAUGGGUGAUGUCAAAGAUGCUACAUCCAGUUGUCAUACAGUCUAUGGUCUAUACUCACACAGAACCCAAAGCAGAGUCAAUCUCUCUGUAUGUGAUCUCUUGAGUGCAUGUCGUCACAAAGUGACAGAGUGAAAUCACUGAUAAGACAUGAAUAUGUCCCACCUGUACAAAGAUAGAUCUAUUUUGCCUCUUUUUCCCUCAGACUCUCCGGCCUCCCUGUCCCUGCUGAUCCUGUACAUCCUCCUGGGCGUGGUGGCUGGCGGCUUGGUGCUCUGCUGGUGCUGCUGGUCGCCCGGCUGGUUCUUGUGGCGCAUCAGCAUCUGUCGCUUUCUACCCUGCUGCAACGUUCCCUGCUCAUCCUGCCAGCUCUGCGCCCAAAGCUGCAUGCACAGCAAGGAGCACCGACUGGCCAAAGUCACGCCACACACACCAGCGAAUGGGACCCUGGUGGGGGCGCCUGCAAAUGCCAACAGUGCGGAGGAAAACAUUACUGUGGCUACUGUUUAG
Xyrichtys novacula (pearly razorfish) is the source of this 11487-nucleotide messenger RNA. Lineage: Eukaryota; Metazoa; Chordata; Actinopteri; Labriformes; Labridae. The record is from the annotation of a GenBank genome assembly.